UGUGUGAAUGUGCAAAACCUAUAAUUCAAGUCGACAAGAAUUCCGCAACCGUAAGCACAACGGAAAAGAGAAACAAGCAGCAACAGCAACAGCAACAGCAGCAGCAGCGGAAUGGACUUCGCAGAGCAAAGCAUGAAUUUAUUCGGAGAAUCUGACGAAGAAGAGGGGAACAACAAUAAUUAUUCCAACGACGAUGAAGAAGAAAGAGAGCCGCAGCAACAGAGCUCCUCCUCUUCGCCGUCGUCUUCCUCCUCCUCCUCUAGUGGCUCCUCCUCUGCAUCCUCCUCCUCGUCCUCGUCAUCCUCCAACCACAGCAGCAGUGCGGAAGAGGACAACGACGAUACUCAUGGCGAAGUGAAGUCUUCGUCCUACAAUAACCACGAUUACAAUUACAAUGAUGAUAGUAACAGUCACUAUUAUGAGAAUGAUGAAGAGGCGGAGGAGGACAAGGAUCUGUUUGAUUCUGACAAUGAGGAAUACAUUAAAACACCUGCCAACAGUCCCUUCCCUGUACCUGUUUUGCCCCCUGUGCGCAAUACGAAUAAUCAUACAAGAGGAGGUUUUGGGCGUGGACGCUGGCAGAAUGAUAGAGGACCUGGUCUCCUUCCCCGUCCUGGGCCUUAUCCACAAAGGCAAAACUACGGUUAUGGUCAAAAGUUCUUUAAUAGUCACCGUGAUGAACGCUUUGUCUCUGAGUUGAAAUUCUCAAAAAGUGAAGAAACAUUAGCCAGAAAAGCUAUUGCUUUUCAGGAGCCAUGCGAACUUGCUUGCUUCAGUCGUGUCGAAGGUGGGGAUGUCUACUUCGAUGAUCGCAGUUUGAGGCUGUUUAAGAGGCUUAUCACUGAAGAUAUUGGAACUGACCUCAAUGAGGGUUUUGAUUCUUUCAUUGAGAAGAAAGACUUGGGCUCUCAAGGUUUUGGUGACCUUCUUGCUACAAUAAGAAAUAAAAAUAUACCUCUUCAGAACAUGCACUUUGUGACAUAUCGUAACAACCUUAACAAGAUUCUGGCUACUGCUUAUAUCAGGCACGAACCUUGGGAAAUGGGGGUGCAUAAAAGGAAUGGAGUUGUAUAUCUUGAUGUGCAUAAAUUGCCUGAGAGGCCACAAAGUGAACUGGAUCGUCGAAGAUGUUAUUGGGGCUAUUGUUUCGAGACUCUUGCCACAGAAGAUCCAAGAAGAGCUGAUGGAGAAGGGAUACAUCAUGUUGAUGCCAAUGUUGAAUACUGUGCUGUGAUUAAAACCAAAUUAGGAGCUCAUAGAAUACUCAUGGGUGCUGAAAUGGACUGCUGUGAUUCAACGGAUGAUGGUAGGAGAUUCUAUGUGGAGCUAAAAACAAGUCGUGAGUUGGAUUAUCACACAGAGGAAAGAUAUGAGAGGGAGAAAUUGCUCAAGUUCUGGAUUCAAUCUUUCCUUGCCGGUGUACCUUAUAUUGUUAUUGGGUUCAGGGAUGACGGUGGUCGACUUGUCCGUACAGAACGACUAAGAACCAAAGAUAUAACGCACAGGGUUAAGAUGAAAAAUUACUGGCAGGGGGGAGUGUGCCUAGCAUUUGCAGACGAGGUGUUAUGCUGGCUUUACGGAACAGUCAAAGAGAAUGAAGACUACAUAUUGCAGUUUGCGCCACCAUUCACACGAUUGGAGCUUCUUCAAGCUCAGUCUUGCCCUGAUGUUAUAACUAACCACGUUUUACAGUUAUAGCCACUCAGCAGAAAGUUUCUUAACAGAAAAUAUCAAACAUUGUACUAUAUGAACAUGGUUGCUUCAGGGAUUUGAACUGAAGGGUCCAAAGCCUUAAGAAUUGUUCAGUGGUAUCAUUUUACAAUCACAGCAACAUUAAGUUUUAACUAUUGUUGUGAUAUUAUAUCAUCUAAUUUUGGUCCCCUCAAUUUAGUAUCUCACAUGUAUAAUUCAAUUGUAUGAACAGGUGAUGGUUGUUUACUGUUUAAGAGCAACUGAAUACUUUUUCA
Messenger RNA from Sesamum indicum (sesame), 1967 nucleotides. RefSeq names its product glycine-rich protein. Lineage: Eukaryota; Viridiplantae; Streptophyta; Magnoliopsida; Lamiales; Pedaliaceae. Gene Ontology annotation, cellular component: nucleus; cytosol. Gene Ontology annotation, molecular function: mRNA 5'-diphosphatase activity. The record is from RefSeq and is a predicted model, not a curated record. Gene Ontology annotation, biological process: nuclear-transcribed mRNA catabolic process; NAD-cap decapping.